This is a messenger RNA of Sciurus carolinensis (gray squirrel), 6381 nucleotides long. RefSeq names its product PPFIA binding protein 2 (gene Ppfibp2). The record is from RefSeq and is a predicted model, not a curated record. The transcript has 28 exons. The coding region runs from base 331 to 3318 and encodes 995 amino acids. Gene Ontology annotation, molecular function: protein binding. Gene Ontology annotation, cellular component: presynaptic active zone. Gene Ontology annotation, biological process: neuromuscular junction development. NCBI's taxonomy places the organism in Eukaryota, Metazoa, Chordata, Mammalia, Rodentia, Sciuridae.
CCGAGAGGGAGGCUGAGUGACACAGUGGCGGAGUGGCAGAGUGGCGGCCCCAGGAGGGGGUUCCAGGGGUGGGAGAGGGACGCUCAGGGACGAGCCUCCGGCGGGGCCCCCGCCUCCGUCACGUGGGUGCGGGACCCAGCGGCUGCCGGUCGGGCUGCUGGUUGGUCGAACACUUGGUCGGUGGGACGGUGGCCUGUGACUGGGUCCUACGCUCUCAUGUUCGGAGGUGGGAGGGGCACAGGAGCGGCCAGCACACCUGAUCCGCCCGGAGAGAAGCGGCGGCCCCGCAUCCAGUAACAGGAAGAAGAGACUAAGCAGACAAAAAGAGUCAUGGCUUCUGAUGCUAGUCACGCCUUGGAAGCUGCCUUGGAGCAGAUGGAUGGGAUCAUUGCAGGCACUAAAACAGGGGCAGAUAUUAGUGAUGGUACCUGUGAGCCUGGACUGUCUUCCCCAGCCCCUUACAUGAACCCCCUCCAUCUCAUCGAGGACUUGAGGCUGGCCCUGGAGAUGUUGGAACUUCCUCAGGAGAGAGAAGCCCUUCUGAGCCAGAUCCCUGGCCCAACAGCUACCUAUAUAAAAGAGUGGUUUGAGGAGAGUUUGUCCCAGGCAAAUCACCACGGUGCUGCUAGUAAUGAAACCUACCAGGAACGCCUGGCACGUCUAGAAGGAGAUAAGGAGUCCCUCAUAUUACAGGUGAGUGUUCUCACAGACCAAGUGGAAGCUCAAGGAGAGAAGAUUCGGGACCUAGAAGUGUGUCUGGAAGGACACCAGGUGAAACUCAAUGCUGCUGAAGAAAUGCUUCAACAGGAGUUGCUAAGUCGCACAUCUCUUGAGACCCAGAAGCUUGAUCUGCUGACUGAAGUGUCUGAGCUGAAGCUCAAGCUGGUUGGCAUGGAGAAGGAGCAAAGAGAGCAAGAGGAAAAGCAGAGAAAAGCAGAGUCGGUUCUGAAUGUGAUCAGUGAGCUGCAGGAGCAAAUGUGUAGGCUGCAGAUGGACAUCCACAGGCAGAUCCAAGAGCGCCUCUUACUCAGUAGGGACCACCCUGAGGAGGUGGCGGCCAGCAGCUGUGUGGCUGAGCCCCAACCUUGCAGCCAGAACUGUGCCCCUUGGGAGGGUUCACCUGAAUUACUACAAGAGCUCAAGCACCUCAAAAUCAAAGUGGAAGAGUUGGAAAAUGAACGGAAUCAAUAUGAGUGGAAGCUGAAGGCCACUAAGGCUGAGGUAGCCCAGCUGCAAGAGCAAGUGGCUCUGAAAGAUGCAGAAAUUGAGCGUCUACAUAGCCAACUCUCAAGGACCACAGCUCUUCACAGUGACCAUGCAGAAAGAGAUCAAGAAAUUCAACGUCUGAAAAUGGGGAUGGAAACAUUGCUUGUUGCCAAUGAAGAUAAGGACCGUCGGAUAGAGGAGCUCACGGGGCUCUUGAAUCAGUACCGAAGGGUGAAGGAGAUCGUGAUGGCAACUCAAGGGCCUUCAGAGAGAACUCUCUCCAUCAAUGAAGAAGAACUGGAGGGAAGUUUCAGAAAGUGGAACACUGCAAAUAAAAACCCUGAAGAAUUAUUUAAACAAGAGCAGAUGCCUCCAAGAUGCAGCUCUCCCACAGUGGGACCACCUCCUUUGCCACAGAAAUCACUGGAAACCAGGGCUCAGAAAAAGCUCUCCUGUAGUCUGGAAGAUUUGAGAAGUGAAUCUGUGGAUAAGUGUGUCAAUGGGAAGCAGCUCUCCCCGGCAGUAGAACCCAAGGACAGCUCUUUCCUGGUGGAACAGAAAUACCCUACAUUACCUGGGAAACUUUCAGGAUCCACGCCCAAUGGUGAAGCUGCUAAAUCUACUCCUGCCACCUCCCAGCCUGACACUGCAGGAAGCAACCUGCUAAGGCUGAAUCGUGGCCGGAGUGUCAGUGCCCCUGUAUUAGGUACUGUACCUGUACCAGGAGACACAGAAAGCAGUUGGGAAAAUCCUGCCAUAGCCAAUGAACUCUCCUCCACCUCAUCGGGUACUGAGUCAAGCCCCCAGUCCCCUCUGACACCAGAUGGUAAACGGAGCCCCAAAGGAAUCAAGAAAUUCUGGGGAAAAAUCCGAAGAACUCAAUCAGGAAAUUUCAACACUGAUGCACCAGGUAUGGCAGAGUUUCGACGAGGUGGGCUCCGGGCAACCGCAGGGCCAAGACUCUCUAGGACCAGAGAUUCUAAGGGACAGAAAAGUGACGCCAAUGCCCCUUUUGCCCAGUGGAGCACAGAGCGUGUAUGUUCAUGGCUUGAGGACUUCGGCCUGGCUCAGUAUGUGAUCUUUGCCAGGCAGUGGGUGACGUCUGGCCACACUUUACUGACAGCUACCCCCCAGGACAUGGAAAAGGAACUAGGAAUAAAGCACCCUCUUCACAGAAAGAAACUUGUUUUAGCAGUGAAAGCCAUCAACACCAAGCAGGAAGAGAAGUCUGCACUGCUGGACCACAUUUGGGUGACACGGUGGCUUGAUGACAUUGGCUUACCCCAAUACAAAGACCAGUUUCAUGAAUCCAGAGUUGACGGACGAAUGCUCCAAUACCUAACUGUGAAUGAUUUACUCUUCUUAAAAGUCACCAGCCAGCUACAUCAUCUCAGCAUCAAAUGUGCCAUUCAUGUGCUGCAUGUCAACAAGUUCAACCCCCACUGCCUGCAUCGGCGCCCAGCUGAUGAGAGUAACCUUUCUCCUUCAGAAGUUGUGCAAUGGUCCAAUCACAGGGUGAUGGAAUGGUUGCGAUCUGUGGACCUGGCCGAGUAUGCACCCAACCUUCGAGGGAGUGGUGUCCAUGGAGGUCUCAUUAUUCUAGAGCCACGCUUCACUGGGGACACCCUGGCUAUGCUUCUCAAUAUCCCACCACAGAAGACACUCCUCAGGCGCCACCUGAACACCAAAUUCAGUGCCCUGAUUGGUCCUGAGGCUGAACAGGAAAAGCGAGAUAAAAUGGCCUCACCAGCUUACACACCACUGACUACCACAGCCAAAGUCCGGCCAAGGAAACUAGGAUUUUCACAUUUUGGAAACAUAAGAAAAAAGAAGUUUGAUGAAUCCACAGACUACAUUUGCCCAAUGGAGUCUAAUGAUGCUAUCAGUGACAGUAACAGGGUCUACAGUGGCUGCCGAGGCCUCAGCCCCCUUGAUGCUCCUGAACUAGAUGGGCUGGACCAGGUGGGACAGAUGGCGCCUUCUGAAGGCACUGUGACGCAGAUAGGGCUUCUCUCCCAAGACAUUCAUCGCCUUACGACUCUGUUGAGCCAGGACCAGCUGCUGAAUGACUCUCGCCUGGCUGCCCCCAACAACUCUGAUGACUGGAGAUGACAUUCUUCAUGGCUGAGAGCCCAGAGAGGCACAUGUGGGGCCCUGAGUCUUUGCCUCAAUGGGGAGCUGGCACACAGCCAUCUGUAAUAUGUAGAUGGGGUGGUGGGGCAUCUCAGAUGUGGACGCUGACAAGCAAAGCACAAUGGUGGGACAGCUGUCCAGGAGGUGGCCCUCAUGUCCCUAUGUGUUUUCAACUGUGCUGUGUUCUUUACCAAAGCUUUUCUACCUUUUGUACUUUUAUACGUGGACUGCAGACCACUUUGUGGGGAGUGCAGUGAGAUAUCAACACACAGACUCGAUGGUUCAUGCUGUUCCUGGUGACAGCUGGGCGGCUCUUACACCAAAGGGGAAGAGCUGUUAGUUCAUAAAUCCUCCUCUGGAAAAAAGAAAAGUUAGGAAAAACUGUUCGAGUGUUCUGUAGUGAUUGAGUGGGGCAAAAGGACCAUUGGAAGCUCGCUCUGGGCUGCUUCACAGGAGCAUCUUUUCCAUUCACAGAAGUCUGACUGGGGAGGGUAUUCAGGGCAAGAGCAAUGGGACUCCUGUUGCCCUGGCUGCCCUCCAUCCUCACCCAUCUGCAGUGGGGAUUUGCUGGGCCUCCCAGUAUCUGCACAGAGGAGUUCCCAACACACACACCCCCCUCCCUCCUCUCAUCAUGACCCAGGAUCAGAGGUUGGAUCUCACUAACCUCUGAGGCCUUUCCCUCAUUGUCCUCAAGUGUAAUGUGCUUUAACAGCUCUCUCCAGUGGAAGGCCGCUGGACACCCUGAACUCAUUUCUACUGCAACUCAUUAUCUUCCCAAGCAAGCUUGUUCCCUUUCUAAUGUCUCUCACUUCAGAGAGCUGCCACUGAGCCCCAGUCAGUGUCCCUUCCCAACCAGCCUCUUCCUCCCUCCCACCUCCACACUCUAGUUCCAGCUUCAUCUCUCAUCUGAUUGUUGCGGCUGGUCUUCUUAGUCCCUCAUCAUCCCAGUUGGUCCCCUCCAGACAUUUCUCUACCCCAUCCCCAUGAUGACCUUCCCAAAACACUGUUUUAAUCCUGUCAUUUCUCAGAAUUCCUCAGUUAAAUUACCACAGAUGGGCAUCCCAGUCCCUUCUCCAUCAUCAGCCUUUCUGGUCCAAUAUUGAGCUUCCCUCCCUCCAGGCCUUUGCAACACAGAUACUACCUCUUCUACAUCUCUCAGGAAGCCUUCACUCCUAUUCCAGUUAGAGGUCAACUCUGUCCCACAGUGCUGUUUGUCCUUGAAUCUGAACACUUCACAACUUGCCUUGAAGCUAUGUGUUGUCCAUAACCUACCCCAAUUCCAAACCCACUGAGCACCUGCUAUGGCCUGCAGCCUGUACAGAUAUGGGUAAGCCCAGUCCUAGUCCUCAAACUGCUUCUUGAUCAGGUUCCUGCUGACCAGCAUCCUCAGUCUCUACACUAGAUGCCAGUAGCACCUUUCUUCUAGUUGUGACAACCAGAACGUCUCCAGACUUUGUCAAAUGUUCCCACAGAGGAGAGGGGACAAAACUAUCCCCAACUGAGAAUCACUGGGCUAGAGAAUGAAUCAGAGAAGGGAGACCCAGGGAAGAAAAAAAAUCAAAUGAGGUCAGCAGGAGCCCAGUCAAGAAAGAUCUUGCAAACUAGGCCCCUGGAAUAUGUCCUAGAGACAGAGGAGUGGCCAGGAUGGGUACUAGAGUGAAAGCGGAGCAGGGUUUAAAGUUGGCGACAAGCAUGGUCAGAUCUGCAAUUAAGAGCAAAACCUGAGGUCAGGAUCUUAUCAUAAAGUGCCCAGCAGAGUGUUGUUCCCUGAGCUGGAGAUUCCCUGCAGACAUGCUGAACUGGUAGGUAGAUGAACUCUGGCCAGCCUUUCCCUCCAGCCCCCAAAAGACCUUCUGUAAGACCAUCCCAGUGUUGGCCACCUUUGGGCAAAACAGCUGUACUGCAGAGAGUUCCCUAGAGCUGAAUUCAUCUUCUCCUGUGCUCCUUCCUCCCCUCCUGCUGUCCUGCAUACACGUAUAGAGUGGGUAAAAAAUCCAGUGGUACCAAGGUCAAUACUGCUGCUAUUAUGCCAGUGUUUGUGAAAGGAGGAACAACUUGAAUAAAUAUCUGGAUUAAGAGGUCCUACCCACUCAGAUAACAGAGCAGCAACGUGUCGUCCUGGCAAUAAUGGUCCUUUGUAUCACUUGGGGUUAGUGACAGGAUUUAAGGCAGAGCUUCUGGAACCUACACGCAAGUUGAGAAGCUUCUGUUACAUAUGUAACCACCCCUACCCUUGCCUGAUGCCAGGAAAGAGCCUGACACCUAGAGGAUUCUUAAAAAAUAAUGCACUCCAUGCCACCAUCUGUUUGCCCAAAGCAGGGAGUCUGGAAGGAGUUCCCAGAGCCCACCUACCCUGGGGAUUUAUUUCCUUGAUGUGUGUGCCUUUAAUCCCAUUCCCACUUCAAGGCGUCACAGGAGAGAAGAGUGCGUUAUGGAGGGUGCCUGAAACCUCUUGUAGGCCUGACCUUAAAAGCAGAACACUCCGAAGAGAAGUUCAAGAGAGAUUAGUGGGAAUUGCUGUGAUCCUACCUGGAUUCUGCUGGAAUUCUGCUCUGGCACUAUUGCAAUUCUGACCCUGCUGGGGACACACAGAAGCGAACUCUUAAGCAGGGCAGACAAGGCCCAGUGGGUCCCUCACAGAGCCACACUUCAUGUGCUAUCUGCUGAGUACUUAAGUUUAUUUUACUAAACUAUGGAGAAAGAUACUAUAACAGAGCUCUUUCCAGCCUUCAAGACAGGCCUCAAAAGUCACUUUGUCUCCAGCCUCUUGAACACUUCUUCUUAGGCCCACACUCAAAAGGGGAGUGCCAGUGUGUGGGCCCAAGUGUGCAUAGAGAGGCACCUUUGAAAACAUCCCAGUUUAACAUGGAGAAGCUGAAUUCACUCUGAAACAGAGGAAAGGGACCCAGGAAAAUUUCUAGGAAUACAGGAAAUAUUAGUAGGUGAAAAUCAUGUCCUUGGUAUAACCCAGUUUCUCCAGGUUGGGGUGAGCUGCUUUCUGGAUCAGGGGUGGUGGGCCACACACCAGGAUGAGUGUGGUUU